GAUUAUUCAGUUUACAGAUCAAGAAAUAUCAUGUGUUCGAACCGUUUUAGCAUUUCUUUGAUUUUCCGCUGGAGCAGAUGGUAAACAUGGAUAAACUGCGUCUUUCCUAGAGUUGCCACUGCAUCAGGAAGAACGCAAAAACAUUCCGAUAUCAGUAAUCCGGUGUGUCCACCCCGGAAGUCCAGACCGGACAUGACAAAACGCAGAGCGCGCUCCGCCAGUAGAGUCCAAAAUCCCUCAAAAUCCCUUUGCGGGACGCCUUUUACUACUUCCGUAUCAUUCGGGAUUUAGAUAACUGCUUGUCAAUUAUUGCUGCUGAUCGCGUCUAUUCUUCCUUCUCCACUCUCAUUUAUUACGCGUUUGAGCUGGGCAGAUACCCAUCGGAUGGUCAAUGGCCACCGAUAGAUUCCGUGGCCGCUUUAGCCAUGUUUUGUCUGCACAUGUGUAUCUUCUCUACUGUCUAUAUGUAUUCAUCAAAGCAGGGUGUAGAAAUGGCGGAAGUGGCUGAUAUUUGCUUUAGUAUGGGCAAAUUUAAAUGGAAAAAAGAGGAGUGGAUUGCACUGUACGCCUCAGCUAAGCAACGGGAGCCGGCAUGUUUUACUGUGGCAGGUGUCAUCAUCACCCGGGAGAACGCUUUCCAGGUGGGUGCCGCAUUGAUCAGCACAUUACUGGUUUUCGCUGAACUUGCCAAUGGGAACAAAUUUCAGGAUUGCCAAGCAAAAGCUACUGAUAUCUGCGGCAACCAGGUACUGAUAACAGGUACACAGCACUCGUACAACUGCAACUGCGCUUUCGGACCUGAAACCACCGGGCUGCUUAACGUGCUAGGAAAGAUGAUCCAGCAGCAGUCAGGCGAACCGCGAGCACUUGAGUUUUUGCGUCAACGGAUCAGCAUCGAAAUUCAGCGAGGAAACGCAGCAUCUAUCAUGGGACAGCACCACCGACGGCGAAUUUAGACGAAAUCUUUUCUGUUAUUCGCCCGCCUGUGUUUAUAGAUGUUGCUGUGUAACUCGCUUGUGUUUUCAGCUUCUCAUGAACUUACUUGAAUUUGUGAAAAAAUUUUGUUACUCU
Messenger RNA from Paramacrobiotus metropolitanus, 1071 nucleotides. RefSeq lists its product as uncharacterized. The record is from RefSeq and is a predicted model, not a curated record. Lineage: Eukaryota; Metazoa; Tardigrada; Eutardigrada; Parachela; Macrobiotidae. The transcript has 6 exons. The coding region runs from base 426 to 956 and encodes 176 amino acids.